This is a messenger RNA of Aspergillus ibericus CBS 121593, 1101 nucleotides long. Its product is annotated as substrate-binding domain of hmg-CoA reductase. Bases 1 to 1101 code for a protein of 366 amino acids. Gene Ontology annotation, molecular function: hydroxymethylglutaryl-CoA reductase (NADPH) activity. Lineage: Eukaryota; Fungi; Ascomycota; Eurotiomycetes; Eurotiales; Aspergillaceae. Gene Ontology annotation, biological process: coenzyme A metabolic process. The record is from RefSeq and is a predicted model, not a curated record. The transcript is spliced from 2 exons.
AUGGCACCUCCUUCAGCUAAAACCAAGGCCAAAUUCGACCAGUUUCUAUCCAAGGUCGAACACAUCACUCGACACGAUCAAGAUCCUUUCCAGGUAAAGAUCGAGAACUUCAUCGGCUAUACGCAUGUCCCCGUUGGAUUAGCUGGACCUCUACAUAUUCGCACGUUCCCCGGGCACGACAAGGAGAUAUGUGCACCCAUGGCAACCACCGAGGCGGCCCUGAUUGCCAGCUGUUGUCGAGGAUGCAAGGCUAUUAAUGCGUGCGGCGGGUCGAGGGAUGCGUUUCAGUUUGCGCACGCACUCCCUCAUCUGAAAGAGUCCUUUGCACAAGUCGCCGAAACCACCAGCAAGCACCUCCGCCUGCAAAGUGUGACCCCGUAUACGAUCGGGCACUGUGUCCAUACCCUCUUCAGCUUCGCAUGCGGGGAUGCAUCGGGACAGAAUAUGGUGACGAUAGCUACCGAGCAUGUCUGCGCCUGGGUGUCGAGAACCCUGGCUAGCGAAUACGGAAUUGUAGAGUCCUAUGUGGAAGGCCAAAUGUCCUCGGACAAAAAGCCGUCCUGGGGGAAUGUGACGGCGGCCCGGGGAGUUGAAGUCACGGCCUGGACAUCGCUAUCCGACUCGGCUUGCCAGCAAAUUUUGGGCUGCUCGUCCGCACACAUCUAUGAUUUUCUCCAGAUGGUCCAGGAAGCCUCCAUCCGUAACGGACAACAUGGCAGCAACAUCAACGUUGCCAAUGUGUUGGCCGCAAUCUUCAUCGCCACGGGUCAAGAUGCGGCAAGCAUCACAGAUGCCUCGUGGGCCCAUCUAACUCCGGAGUAUGAUACCGAGGUGCAGCGAGUGACGCUGAGUCUCUACUUCCCCUCUCUUCCGGUGGGGGUGGUGGGAGGGGGCACUGUAUACGCUACCCAACAGGAAGCGUUGCGGAUCAUGCAAUGCGAUGGACCCGGAGGCAAGCUCCAGUUGGCCGGGUGUAUCGCCGCAUUUGCUCUGGCCCUAGAGGUCAGUACGACUUCAUCCGUCGUGACGAAUACCUUUGCUCGGAGUCAUGCGCGGUUGGCGCGGGGGGAGGCCGAACUAAGGCCGGAGUCGAAGAUGUGA